Molecule: messenger RNA, 1377 nt
Organism: Lactuca sativa (garden lettuce)
Lineage: Eukaryota; Viridiplantae; Streptophyta; Magnoliopsida; Asterales; Asteraceae
Molecular function (GO): catalytic activity
Source: RefSeq, a predicted model, not a curated record
AUGAAUUUCCUAUCGCUGAAUGUGAGAGGUGUGGGUGAGGUGGGGAAAACUAGCUGGGUAAGAAGGCUGAAAGUAAAACACAAAGCGACUUUCGUUGGGUUACAGGAGACGCAACUGUCGUCCUCUUCAAGUAUAGAUGUUGACGGUUGCUGGGAUUCGAUCGAAUUUGAUUAUGCUAGUGUUGAUGCGAAUGGACGUUCUGGGGGGCUCAUCUCCAUUUGUGACACUUCUGUGUUUCAGAGUUUUCAUGUUAUUAAGAAUCGACACUACUUGGUAGUCUGUGGCAAGUACAAGAAUCCUUCUGCGAGUGUUAUUAUGAAUAUUGUUAACGUAUAUGGUCCUCAGUCAAUAUCAGAGAAAAAGAAGGUCUGGCUUGAGCUGCUUAACAUAAUAAAUGGGAGACCUGGAACGUGGGUGGUAUUUGGUGACUUUAACGCAGUUAGAGACCCAGGUGCAAGAAGUAAUUCGCAAUUUUGUCCUUAUAGUGCUUCUGACUUCAACAGAUUUAUACAUGAGGCUAAUUUAAAAGAUUACAACAUGGGUGGGGAAAGAUUCACAUACAUGAGUAGGGUCGACGCCAAAUUAAGUAAAUUAGACAGAUUCUUGACUUGCCCAAAUUAUCUGCAAUUGUUCCCUUUUAGCUACGUCACAGCCCACCCUCGUGAUCUCUCGGACCACAGUCCUAUUACCCUCUUGUCUGGUGAAUCUGAUUUUGGGCCUAUCCCUUUUAAGUUCUUUAAUUUGUGGCUACUCAAAGAGGGAUUCGAUAAGGUGGUGAGUGAUGCUUGGAAUUGUUUUAGAGGGUUUGGUACCCCUGAUGCUUACUUGGCAGCCAAACUCCGAUUUUUGAAAGACAAAAUUAAGUUGUGGAGGAAAGAUAGCGACCAAAAAGAAAGGGAGGAAGUAACUGUCAUUUGGGAUGCGGUUAAAGACCUGGAAAAGGUCGCACAGUCUAGACCGCUCUCAGUAGAUGAACUGCAAUGUUGGUCUGAUGGGAUAAAGAAGAUAACGGAGUGUGAUCGCCUGAAGGCAUUAGAUCUUAAACAGAAAGCGCGUAUCAAAUGGACCAUGGAUGGAGACGAGAACAGCAAGUUCUUCCAUGGGUACAUCAACAGCAAGAAUCGAACGAGUCUUCUUCAUGGCCUUAUGAUUAAUGGUCGGUGGACGACGGGAGUUAAUGAGAUCAAGGAGGAAGUAUACAGGUUUUUUCAUGACAAAUUCAUGGAUGCCCAUUUGGUUCGUCCCAAGUUUUGUAAUCCAAACUUCAAAUCAAUUUCUAUGAUGGAUGCCAUUAGAAUUGAGUCCCCGUUUACCCCUGAAGAAGUAAAAGCUGCGGUUUGGGACUGUGGAUGUGAAAAAGUACUAGGAUAUCAUUAA